AUGCCUAUCCCACUUUACUCGGACAAAAGUCAAACCAAAGAUACCCCUACAAACAACACUCAAUCCUCGGCGCAGAGCAACGCCACCACUGGCGGCGACAACACCACAACCACCAGUUUCGCAGGAAACAGCUUUCCCACGGCAAUUAAUGAGCAAGGCCAGCCUUUGAGCAAGGAGGAAGCUGAUCGACUCUAUGAGGAACGCAUGGAGGAGGAGUAUGCGAAGAGAGAAGGCGGAAAACCGCUGCUCACGAGAGAGGAAGAAGACGACGACACUGCUACCAUUACGAACAGCAGCAACGGAAGCAUGGAUCAGGACAUAGAAGGACAGCGAUCUAGAUCAUAUGGGUCGUUCCGCGAUUCUUCGCCAUCACCCUCCAACGACGAUGUUGAAAGCACAGGCAGUGGUAGCGCGCGGGCCCGCAUCGAUCCCCGUAUCGUAUCGGAUGCAAUUUUAGGUCUUUCGGACGGCCUGACUGUCCCUUUCGCCUUGAGUGCUGGUCUCUCAGCGUUAGGAAACACAAAGGUUGUCGUGCUCGGUGGACUAGCUGAGCUAGCGGCAGGCGCGAUCUCUAUGGGUCUAGGAGGAUAUGUCGGUGCGAAGAGUGAAGCAGAAUCAUACCAGACCACCGUCCGCGAAACCGAAGACCUUAUCGACUCAUCACCCGGUGAAACGCAAGCCAUAGUCUACGACAUUUUUUCGUCGCACGGUGUUCCUGAGGAUGCAAUCGCUCCUAUCAACACCUCCCUACAUGCCUCCCCUGACAGACUUCGCGAAUUCCUCAUUACCUUCCACCACAAAGAAUCCGAACCAGACUGCAACCAGGCCUGGACGAGUGCGAUCACUCUAGCCCUAGGAUACUUCAUUGGCGGGUUCAUCCCGCUUGUUCCAUAUUUCUUUGUCAGCCAUGUGAUCUUCGCAUUGUACUGCAGCAUUGCGGUUAUGGUCGUCACAUUGUUCGUUUUUGGUUAUAUCAAGACGGGUGUUGUACGAGGGUGGCAGGGCAGUGAGAAUAUCUUUGCUGGAGUUAAAGGAGGAAUCCAGAUGGUUGUCGUUGGAGGCGUCGCUGCUGGCGCGGCAAUUGGACUGGUGCGGUUGAUAAACGGAGGCGAGUCAUAA
Molecule: messenger RNA, 1119 nt
Organism: Aspergillus versicolor CBS 583.65
Lineage: Eukaryota; Fungi; Ascomycota; Eurotiomycetes; Eurotiales; Aspergillaceae
Product: VIT1/CCC1 transporter family protein
Exons: 3
Coding region: 1-1119 (372 amino acids)
Biological process (GO): intracellular manganese ion homeostasis
Cellular component (GO): fungal-type vacuole membrane
Molecular function (GO): manganese ion transmembrane transporter activity; iron ion transmembrane transporter activity
Source: RefSeq, a predicted model, not a curated record